Molecule: messenger RNA, 2941 nt
Organism: Carya illinoinensis
Lineage: Eukaryota; Viridiplantae; Streptophyta; Magnoliopsida; Fagales; Juglandaceae
Product: serine/threonine-protein phosphatase 6 regulatory ankyrin repeat subunit B-like
Exons: 2
Coding region: 1048-2793 (581 amino acids)
Molecular function (GO): protein binding
Source: RefSeq, a predicted model, not a curated record
UUUUAAAUCUUAAAAUAAUAAUAAUACUAAAAAAUAAUAUCGGACAAUAUUCUAUAUAAUUUUUAACUUCCAUCUAAACCAAUUCAUCUCUUCUCUAAAUCCAUUUUAAUUUAUAAAUAGAUUUUUACAUCUAUUCCUAUGUUAAUGUGUUGUAAUGUCAGAAAUUUAUUGAGGCCAAAAGAACAAUUUGGUUUUGAAUUCCCUCAAGAAAUAUUGCUAUCUAUAUUGUGUUGUUAGAAUUGAAGGAUGUUAAAUUAAAGGUUAUUGAGAAGCUAUAAAUGUUUUUGAGUUGAGAGUGUUGGGAAUAUAGCUUACAAAGAAGAGAAGUUUUUAGUUUGGAGGAAAGAAUAUGGAUGAAUUGAAUGUGGUAAGCAAUGAGUUGCCGGUUCCACUCAAUGAAAAUUCCCUAGAAGCUGAUCAAACUACCCACAAAAGAACAAAAUCCACUACAUUUCCCACGAACUGAAGUUUCUUAUCGAGUCCGUCACCUUCGUUACAUUAUCCUUGUAUGCUUUCUAUCCGACUUUUUCACUUCCAUACAAAAACGCACCCCAAAAAUCUGCGAUCAGGGUGGUCGUUCUUGUUUUGUUAUCUUGUGCAGAUACUUUGGCCUCCAUGUGUACUGUUCACACAUUCCUAAAGCUCGUUGUUUUUGUCUUUGUUUUCUUGGCUUCGUUUGGUUGGUAAUGGCUAUCUUUGCUUCCUCGUUAUAACUCCCGAUUCUCGUAUCCAUAUUCUCGUUGCAAAUAUCUAGUGGGUUUUCUUUUUGUUCUCUCAAUCAAUAUCAAACGGGUUUGUUAUUCUGUGUUUCAGAUAACCAUCUUCUUCAAACUCUUUAAUCUCUUUCUCUCUAAUCUUGCUUUCUUUUUCUUUCUUUUCUAAAAGACUUCUUGUUCAGUUUUGUAAGUGUUCUCUAUUCACUUUAGAGGUUCUGUUUGUUAUAGUUUGAUUCUUUUUCGGGAUUCCUCAAGAUUUUCGCUUUUCCAAGACUUUCCCAUCUUAAAGACUUUGCCUCUCUGAUCAUUCUUUGGUCAAUUCCAGUCUGUUAUGCCGCCUUCUUACUUCCCUCUUAGGUGGGAGAGCACCGGAGACAAGUGGUGGUAUGCUUCUCCCAUUGAUUGGGCAGCGGCCAAUGGCCUCUAUGAACUGGUCAGGGAGCUUCUCCACCUUGACUCCAAUCUCCUCAUUAAGCUCACAUCCCUUCGUCGAAUCCGCCGCCUCGAGACAGUCUGGGACGAUGAAGCUCAGUUCGAAGAUGUUGCCAAAUGUCGCUCUCAUGUUGCUAGAAAACUUCUCCUCGAUUGUGAAACAAAGAGGGGUCAUAACUCUCUCAUUAGAGCUGGCUAUGGCGGUUGGCUUCUGUACUCUGCUGCCUCGGCUGGGGAUGUGGAUUUUCUGAAGGAAUUGCUAGAGAGAAACCCUCUGCUUGUCUUUGGAGAGGGAGAAUAUGGGGUUACUGAGAUAUUCUAUGCUGCAGCGAAGAGCAAGAAUUCUGAGGUUGUCAGACUGUUGCUUGAUUUUGCAUUUUCACCAAGGUGUUUACUUAACAGUGGAGGUGAAUUUGAGGCGCAGUUGGGUAAUAUUGGCGCAGAAUGUUGGGGGGAGAUGAUGAACCGGGCUGUUCAUGCUGCGGCUAGAGGAGGGAAUUUGGAGAUGUUAAGGCUGCUUCUUGCUGAUUGUUCUGAUGUUUUAAUGUACAGGGAUGCUCAGGGAUCUACAAUCUUGAAUACAGCCUCUGGCGGAGGGCAGGUUGAGGUAGUAAAGGAUCUAGUAGCAUCCUAUGAUAUUAUCACCUCUACAGAUAAUCAAGGGAAUACAGCACUACACGUGGCUGCUUACAGGGGUUACUUACCCGUGGUAGAGGCCCUGAUUCUUGCAUCUCCAUCACUAGCCUCCUUAAAAAACAACUAUGGCGAUACUUUUCUACACAUGGCAGUGGAUGGUUUUAGGACCCCGAGUUUCCGAAGACUGGACCGGCAUAUUGACCUCAUGAAGCAGUUGUUAUGUGGUAAGAUCGUGAACAUGGAGGACAUCAUCAAUGUCAGAAACAAUGGCGGAAGAACUGUGCUUCACAUGGCAGUAACUGAAAACAUUCACUCUAAUCUGGUUAAGCUACUCAUGAACGUCCCAUCUAUCGGGUUGAACAUCCAGGAUGCCAAUGGGAUGACCCCUCUGGAUAUUCUCAAGCAAAGGCCAAGAUCAGCAUCUUCUGAUAUUGUAAUAAAGCAGUUGAUUUCUGCUGGGGGAAUCUCCAACUGUGAGGAUCGUAGGGCAAGAAGCGCCCUUGUUUCCCAACUAAAAAUGCAGAGUGUUGGGAACAGAACUCCUGGAACUUGUUUCAGAGUCCCUGAUGCAGAGAUAUUAUUGUGCGUUGAUCAGUCGAGCAAUAAGAAGGCAGGUUCUGUAAAUUAUGGUGCAGGGCGCCUGAAGCUCCUGCUCCAGUGGCCCAGCAGGAAAGAGAAGAAUGCUGCAGGGAGCAGAGAGUUUAGAGAUGAUUAUGAUUCUCUGGAAUCAUCGUUCAGUAUAUCUAGAAACAUGGAAGAUAGUCUAAUCCCACUUCGACAGAAGUACUCACAAUCAUCAUCCUUUCCAAACAAUCAUACAAGGACAUUUUCUCUUGGGGGUGAUCAUCCAAGCCCAUCCUCCAAAAAAAACUACAGACUGAGUUCCUUCGAUAAGGGGUUGAUGAACCAGUACUUCUGUUUUGGUGCUCAAGGCCUUGCUGUGGAAGAUUCAGUUCGCUGUGUGCAGCCGGAUAAGUAUCACAAGCGUCCAAGCUCUCUAGUAGCUUGAUUUGACUGUACUAAAAGAGAACUUCGACAGAUAUAAAGAGAUUAUAUAAAAGUAAAUUUACAAACUAACGUAGUUUCAUAAGAUCCGUUAGUUCUACUUUACAAUAAAAAUAACUUUACAAUUUGAUGUAUUACAUCAAAUCACAUCA